Messenger RNA from Pelagomonas calceolata, 524 nucleotides. The record is from the annotation of a GenBank genome assembly. Lineage: Eukaryota; Pelagophyceae; Pelagomonadales; Pelagomonadaceae.
UAACAACCAGCAGAGACACGCUCUGACCGCGCAGCGGUGCUUUUGCGCUGUCAAAUUCUCAUGGGAAUGCAUUUCCGUAUGCAAUUGUUGCUCUGCUGGGGCUCGGUCGCUGCGUUCACGACGCCUGCGCUUCGUGCCACCCUGAGGCCAACAAGCUCUCUGGCAGCACAGAACGAUGACGAGCGGAUGUAUGAAUACUACAAGAAGAAGUGGUCGAAAGCGGCCGCCGACGACUGGCUUGCGGGACGCCAACGAGAUCGCGGGGCUUACUCGGAGAAGAACGCGAAACGCUUGGGCGCGCGACCAGGCGAGGAAUACGACUUAGGCUCUGCGAUGGACGCGAACACCGACGACACCAUCACGAAGAUCAUUGCUGGCGCCGCGAUUGUCUCGAUCAUCACGGGGCUCUUCUUCGGCGUGUUGCAGCCGCUUCUCGCGCCGCCGACAUUCACCGGCGACGACGGCACCGUAUACAUGAAGAGCGCGGACGGGUCUUUUGUAGAAAAGUAACAUAGAGGAAAAUA